This is a messenger RNA of Panicum virgatum (switchgrass), 541 nucleotides long. RefSeq lists its product as uncharacterized. NCBI's taxonomy places the organism in Eukaryota, Viridiplantae, Streptophyta, Magnoliopsida, Poales, Poaceae. The coding region runs from base 35 to 499 and encodes 154 amino acids. The record is from RefSeq and is a predicted model, not a curated record. The transcript is spliced from 2 exons.
CGGCGGCGCAACCCUAAACCUAGGCCGUGAAGCGAUGACGUCGAAGUGGUCGGGCAGCCCGAUGAAGUCCACGGGCUCGAGCGCGAUGGCGAGCGGCAGGAGGGUGUGCCCGUCUUGCCUGGUUCCUUUGGUGCGGAUCCAGAGCCGUCAGAAGGACACAUUUGGGCAGUGGUUCUUGAAGUGCCCGUUGAACAUCAAGGGUGAUCCCAGUACUUGUGGCUUUAUCCGCUCUGAGGCAGAGUAUGAGGCCUUGGAAGCACAUCCACGGCGGUGCGAAGCUGCAGGUGGUGACUGGUGCGCCGAAUUGAAGGAUUUGAAGCAAGAAUUGGCAGAGGUGAAGGAAAAGCUUGAUAGAUUUGGAGCUGCGGUUUGGAAGCAGAAGUCUGAACAAGAGUCUAGGAAGUUGCAGAUUGUGCUUGAGUCAUCAGUUGUAGUGCCUCUGUUAGUAGGCCUUGUAGGUGUUCUAUUUGGUGUUGUUGUUGCUGAAAUGUGGAAGUGAGAUGCUCAGAAAUGAAUGAAAUGCUGACUUGUUUGAAUGCUA